UAUUUCAUAGUCUGGUAAAAAGCCUUUUUUUAAAAGCUUGUCGUCUUUCAGGCUUCUCAGUUCCGGUCGGUCGUUUGUCGCUUUCCAUGGACACCAUGUUCCACCAUCAAUAAUAGCAUCUUCAUUCUUUCCAUCACUCUUCAACUCAAUAUUCAUGUUCUCCCGAAACAACGACUUUUUUCAAACCUGAAACAACAACCAGUAGAAUGAAGAAGCUAGUGCUCAAGGCCGGGAGCAGGCCGCCAUGGGUGGGCUUAGCGGCUGCCGUGUGGGUGCAAAUGUCAGCUGCGAAUGGUUCUAACUUUACUUUAUAUUCAUCUGCGCUGAAAUCGGUUCUUGGAUUUAAUCAGCAACAGGUUACAAUCUUGGGGGUGGCGAAUGAUUUUGGGGAGAGUUUGGGGUUGCUUCCGGGCGUUGCCCUCAAUAAGUUCCCACCUUGGGUUGUUCUUCUGGUUGGUGUUGUGUUUUGUUUCUUGGGUUAUGGUGUUCUUUGGCUUGCUGUCAGUCAGACUGUCACUGGCUUGCCUUACUGGCUGUUAUUUCUCGUGCUUGUUGUUGGCGCUAACAGCAAUGCAUGGUUUGGUACGGCAGUGCUAGUAACUAACAUGAGGAAUUUCCCCCUUAGUAGAGGCACUGUUGCUGGUAUCCUCAAAGGUUAUGUUGGGAUUAGCGCUGCAAUAUAUACUGUGUUAUACAGUCUGGUGCUUAAAGAAUCUAAAGCAGGGCUUUUACUGUUCCUGACACUUGGAAUUCCCGUUAUCUGUUUAGUUAUGUUGUAUUUUAUCCAGGCAUGCACACCAGCUUCUGGAGAAGACUCUUCAGUGCAUGCCCAUUUUAUUUUUACCCAAGCAGCAAGUAUUUUUCUUGCCAUCUAUGUCACUGUAAUUUCGAUAACAAGUGAUGUCAUUUCUCUAAGUGAUACUGUCUCGUACAUAUUGGUUGCCAUAAUGGUUCUCUUGAUGAUGUCUCCUCUUGUGAUUCCUAUCAAAAUGACUAUUUUCCCUGCAAACACCAGUAAACCUACACCAGCAAGUUCUUCCGAUGAUUUGGUUCGACAAGGGGGUGAUUUGACCCAAACAGAUCCAUUGGUGACCCCGUCUUUGUCUGCAACAUACCUUGGAAGUUUUUAUGAAAAUGAGGACGAUGUCUCAGAUGUUGAGACACUACUUGCUGUUGGGGAGGGAGCAAUAAAGAAGAAACGAAGACCAAGGAGGGGGGAGGAUUUCAAGUUAGGUGAAGCAUUUAUCAAGGCUGAUUUCUGGCUUCUUUGGGUUGUGUACUUUCUUGGGGCGGGAUCUGGAGUCACAGUUCUCAACAAUUUGGCUCAAAUUGGGAUUGCAUUGGGAGUUGAUGAUACUACGACUUUGUUGUGUGUCUUCAGCUUCUGCAAUUUUGCUGGACGUCUUGGCUCGGGUGCUGUUUCUGAAUACUUUGUCAGAUCUAAGACAAUUCCGCGGACAGCUUGGAUUACAAUCACGUAUUUAAUCAUGGUCUUCAUAUUCCUCCUCUAUGCAUCAGCUCUCAAUGGUACUCUUUAUGCUGCCACUGCACUGCUUGGAGUCUGCUAUGGAAUUAUAUACUCUUUGAUGGUUCCAACUGCCUCAGAGCUCUUUGGCUUGAAACAUUUUGGUAUAAUUUAUAACUUCCUUGCGCUGGGAAAUCCCAUUGGUGCACUUCUUUUCUCUGGGAUUCUUGCUGGUUAUGUAUACGAUGCAGAAGCCGCCAAGCAAGGAAGUUCAACCUGCUUAGGUGCUGAGUGCUUCAGGCUCACCUUCCUGGUUCUAGCUGGCCUCUGUGGACUAGGAACCAUCUUGAGCACAAUUUUGACCAUUAGAAUACGACCAGUUUACCAAAUGCUUUAUGCCGGGGGUUCUUUUCGUUUGCCUCAAACAUCAGGCCACUGAUUAUCAAUAGUUAUUUAUAUUAUCCAGUAGAGGCAUGCCUAUUUUGCACUGGUAUGCUCUAUUUAUCUUAUUUUUGCUUCUCAGGGAGUGGUUGCAUUAGCCAUAUAUAGUGCCAUUUUACAUAUAGUUGCCUGAGUUUCAAUCUUUGUUGUUCAUCGCUACUUCUUAAAACAAUUACCUUACUUUUGUGAGUGAUGCUGUAUUAGCCUGUAUGGAAUGCUCUAAUUCUUCUGUAAUCAUGCCUGAAGAUGCUGUAUUUAAUCAGCUUUGGGAGUCUCUUAUUAGCUCUAAUGAAAUGUUUAGUGGCAUAAAAA
This is a messenger RNA of Mangifera indica (mango), 2218 nucleotides long. RefSeq names its product protein NUCLEAR FUSION DEFECTIVE 4-like. NCBI's taxonomy places the organism in Eukaryota, Viridiplantae, Streptophyta, Magnoliopsida, Sapindales, Anacardiaceae. The transcript is spliced from 3 exons. Gene Ontology annotation, cellular component: membrane. The record is from RefSeq and is a predicted model, not a curated record. Bases 207 to 1904 code for a protein of 565 amino acids.